CCGUUGCAAUUUCCCUCCACACAUUUUCGCAUUGCCUUAUCUUUCUUUCCCUCCAAAUCGAGCCACAGUCUUCCAACACUCAUCAAAUUCCUGUUUGUUUUCUCUUCUUCUUCUCCCUUUGGCCAUGGCGACCAAAUUGACGUUGUCGUUAGCGUCCUUGAGUUCGCUUACUGUUCCGAUUCAGAAUCAGAAACCGGCAGCUUCUCUAUUUUCGUCUUCUGCAAGGUCCCAAUUGAUUAGGGUUUCUAGCCGGCGUGUGCUUCUUCGACGGCGGGUGCGUCUUCCACCUCCCCGGGCAACUACUGAUCAACCAGGUCAGGUUGGGGAAGAUGAUGUUGUCGAUAGUAAUGUCCUUCAAUAUUGUAGUAUAGACAAAAAGGAGAAGAAGUCCAUUGGAGAACUUGAGCAAGAAUUUCUCCAAGCUUUACAGGCAUUCUAUUAUGAGGGUAAAGCAAUUAUGUCAAACGAGGAAUUUGAUAAUCUCAAGGAAGAAUUAAUGUGGGAAGGCAGCAGUGUUGUAAUGCUAAGUUCUGAUGAACAAAAGUUUUUGGAGGCCUCAAUGGCAUAUGUAUCUGGAAAUCCAAUUUUGACGGAUAAAGAAUUUGACGAAUUGAAGAUGAGACUUAAGAUGGAAGGGAGUGAAAUUGUGGCUGAGGGCCCCCGUUGCAGUCUCCGAAGUCGAAAGGUUUAUAGUGAUCUCUCUGUGGACUACUUUAGGAUGUUCCUCUUGAAUGUUCCAGCCACUGUAGUUGCACUGGGACUGUUCUUCUUCCUGGAUGAUAUCACUGGAUUUGAAAUUACAUACUUGUUGGAGCUCCCAGAGCCAUUCAGUUUCAUCUUCACUUGGUUUGCUGCUGUGCCAUUCCUAGUUUGGUUAGCUCUUACCCUUACAAAUGCAGUUGUUAGAGACUCUUUGAUCUUGAAGGGCCCUUGUCCAAACUGUGGAACUGAGAAUGUCUCCUUCUUUGGCACCAUAUUGUCAGUUUCAAGCGGUGGCAAAACAAACAAUCUCAAGUGCUCAAACUGUUCAACUGAGCUGGUGUAUGACUCGAAAACCCGCCUGAUCACAUUACCAGAAGGAAGCAACGCAUAAGUUAGAGGAUUUGUAAGCUGUAAUUCCAGGAGAAACAAGACCAAAGGGAUCAUCAUAUGGAAGCUACAAGAAUUCUCCAUGGUUGAAUAUGAAGGAUAUUAUGAUGCUUAAAACCCUGCCUUGUAGAGAGAAAUUUUUAGCAGUUGUGCAACAUUGUAUCUUGAUGUACAAAUUUGUGAAUACUCAUCAUGUACACACUAUACCUAGAGAAGGGUGUGAUGAAGUUUCACCAAUAAAAUAUAAUUAAUGUAUGUAAAAUCAGAA
Cucurbita pepo subsp. pepo (vegetable marrow) is the source of this 1357-nucleotide messenger RNA. RefSeq names its product PGR5-like protein 1A, chloroplastic. NCBI's taxonomy places the organism in Eukaryota, Viridiplantae, Streptophyta, Magnoliopsida, Cucurbitales, Cucurbitaceae. Gene Ontology annotation, molecular function: oxidoreductase activity, acting on iron-sulfur proteins as donors. Gene Ontology annotation, biological process: photosynthetic electron transport in photosystem I. Gene Ontology annotation, cellular component: chloroplast thylakoid membrane. The record is from RefSeq and is a predicted model, not a curated record.